CUCCCCUCCCUUUUAACCAAACCAAACGGGCAUCGGGGUCUCCACCCCUCCUCGAGAGCAGGCGAGCCUUCCCCUUGGAGCAGAAGGGAACUGGUCGAUGAUGUGAGCCAAAUCCCCGCAGCCUUAAUUUCAAUUGCUUGUGUGUGGGGGGGGGAGGUUGUGGUUUGUUGGGUGUGUGUGUGUGUGUUUUGCUCCCCUCCCGCCUCCCAUUGCCUCGUCUUCCUCCGGGGUCCUAGAGCUCUCCCUUCUCCCCCCCCCCUCCAAUGGAACUGCAGAGAAAAGGGAAAGCUAAUAGACAAAGGAAAGAACAGGCUGUGUCCUCUCCAAAGAUGGCUGAGGCUGGGGAUGAAGAGGCGGAUAUAGAGGUGAAGCUAGAGGAGGAGGAGGAGGAGGAAGAGGAGGAGGAGGAAGAAGACCCCGGCUACAUUCAAUCUGGCAGGCGAUAUAAGUGUCUGACUUGCAGCAAGACCUUCCCGAGUGUGCCCCGAGUGUUGCGCCACCUGAAGUCCCACGUGGCCAUCCCGGGCGAUGAUUCGGCUAGCAAGCUCGCUUGCCCGAGCUGCCGGAAGGAGUUUCCAGAUCGCGCUCAGCUCCGCAAACAUCAACUCAGCCACCAGACGGAGCGCCCGUUCCAGUGCCAACUGUGUGCCAAGGCCUAUAAAACAGCACCCGAGCUGCGCAACCACGGCCGCAGCCACAGCGGAGAGAAACCAUUUGUGUGCCAUGAGUGCGGGAAGGCAUUCAUGCAGCCGGUCUGCCUCCGGGUCCACAUGGCCCGGCACACGGGAGACCUGCCUUUCCGUUGUCAGCAGUGCCACAAAGGCUACAGCACCCUCUCCAAGCUGAAGAUCCACCAGCGCUCCCACACGGGGGAGAAGCCCUAUUCCUGCGGGGAAUGCAACAAGCGGUUUGCCGACCCCUCAGUGUUCCGGAAGCAUCGCCGCACCCAUGCCGGCCUGCGCCCUUACCAGUGUGAGGUGUGCCACAAGACCUACGCUGAGCUCAAAGACCUCAAGAACCACGAGCGCUCGCACACAGGCGAACGGCCCUUCUUGUGCCAGGACUGUGGGAAGGCCUUCUCCCGCUCCUCUUCCCUCGCCUGCCACCAGCGCAUCCACGCAGCCCACAAACCGUACCGCUGCAACGUCUGCGGGAAAGGCUUCACGCAGCUUUCCUCCUUCCAGAGCCACCAACGCACCCACUCCGGGGAGAAGCCCUUCCUGUGCCCGCAGUGUGGCCGAAUGUUCAGCGACCCCUCCAGUUUCCGCCGGCACCAGCGGGCCCAUCAGGGCCUGAAGCCCUACGCCUGCGAUAAGUGCGGGAAGGCUUUCCGCCAGCCGGCCGACCUGGCCAUGCACCAGCGCAUUCACACGGGCGAGAGGCCCCACAAGUGCCCCCAGUGCGACAAGAGCUUCGUGGCUUCAUGGGACCUCAAGCGCCACCUGCUGGUUCACUCAGGGCAACGCCCGCACCAGUGCGGGGAGUGUGGCAAGAGCUUCGCCGAGCGAGCCAGCCUCACCAAGCACUACCGUGUCCACUCUGGCGAGCGCCCGUUCAAGUGCAGCCGCUGCGGCAAAGCUUUCGUGGUGUCCUCCAGCCUCCGGAAGCACGAGCGUACCCAUGCUAAUGAGAAUCACGACGACAAGCCCGUCUCCCUGAGCAGCCAAGACCUGCCCGCUGGGGACCAGUCGACCAUUGUCGUGGCCACCGUGAUCCCUGCUUGUGGGGAAUGUGGAGAGACUUUCCCCUCUACUCAAGAACUGCGCCGCCACGAAAAGCUACUCCACCCUGGCUUGCGCCCAUUUCCAUGCCCAGAAUGCGGCAAAGGCUUCUCAGACCGGGCAGGGUUGCGUAAACACGAGCGCAUCCACUCGGGGGUUCGUCCCCAUGCCUGCCCCCACUGCUCUAAGGCCUUUCUGGGUGCCUCUGACCUGCGCAAGCACCUCAAGACCCACAUGGGCCUCGAAAACAGGACCGCUGAGGACACCGUGGUGACGGCCACCCUCACCACCUACGAGCCGCUCCUCCCUGCUCACAUCCACCACCACGAGGAGCCGCCAGAGGGCGACAAAGAGCCCCCCUCGGAUUGUCUUCCUGAAGCUCUCACAGAACCUUCUUAAGCUCUUCUCUGUUUUCUUGCAUUCGGUUAAGCGGCUCGGAGGUAGCUUACCUAAUCCCGGGGGUCUGCCUAUCGUUCUGAGCCUACAGCGUUGCCUCCUCCUGCGUAAUGUGUGGUGGACAUCACUUUUUUCAGAGCCUGUCUUGCGGGACAUGUCUCUUCCUAGGUUCUCAAGCAUUUCUCUGCUAAAAGGGGGGCAGAUAGGCUUCAUAGCCCCCCACCGUUUUCCAUAAGUGGGAGUGGGCUCCAUUUCCCAAGCAACCCAUGCCCUUUCCGUUCAACGGCAGACCAAAACAAAAACUGGUAUUAGGGGGAAACCAUGCUCUUAAAAACAAUGAUACCACACCCCAACCAAUCUGGAAGGGAAAUUAUUGCAGGUGUGGUUAAACACGUGCGUUUCAACCCUACGCUGUUUGUUAUAAGUCCUGCAGCAGGGAUGUGUGGCGCUGUUGUGGUCCGAUGGUUUAAAAUCCUACACCGAAUGUGGUUUUUGGAGAAGGGAAGCUGGAUUAAACUGCAGGAAGAGAGACAAAGCAGGCUCCCGUCUACCUUACUUCAGCUUCCAGGACAAUUCUAUAACUCUGUUUCAUGCUUGUACGAACAGAAUGAAAUAAAAAUCAUGUAAUUUUUUAAAAAAAGAAAAAUAAUACUUGAAGUCUUAUGUGACUUGCACUUUUGUGGCUACAGAAAGCAGAACAGCAUUUACCUCUUUUACUGUAUCUGCUGGAGGUAUCUCCUAUUCAGGAGUCCUGUAGUUUUCUCCUUCUGUAUAAUCCCACAACUGCUUGAGGUUUCUCAGCUCCUCACUGCCCUUCCAGAGAGCU
Molecule: messenger RNA, 2943 nt
Organism: Pogona vitticeps (central bearded dragon)
Lineage: Eukaryota; Metazoa; Chordata; Lepidosauria; Squamata; Agamidae
Gene: ZNF668
Product: zinc finger protein 668
Biological process (GO): regulation of transcription by RNA polymerase II
Cellular component (GO): nucleus
Molecular function (GO): RNA polymerase II cis-regulatory region sequence-specific DNA binding; DNA-binding transcription activator activity, RNA polymerase II-specific
Source: RefSeq, a predicted model, not a curated record